Molecule: messenger RNA, 909 nt
Organism: Colletotrichum truncatum
Lineage: Eukaryota; Fungi; Ascomycota; Sordariomycetes; Glomerellales; Glomerellaceae
Source: RefSeq, a predicted model, not a curated record
AUGCGGCGCCAUAAUUGGAUCCCAGUCGCCGCCUUCACCUUUCUUCUUGGCGGUGCCUGCGCACAGUUAGACGCAUUACCACCGUGUGGUGUGUCAUGUGUCAACACCGUGAUCGCAAAAGGGUUCGGCUGCGCUUCUCAAGAUAACGCUUGUCUAUGCAAACAACAAGAUUUUUUGUUUGGUGUUCGCGACUGUGCUUCACAGGCUUGUGAGGCCGCCGUUGCCCCAAAGGUGAACGAAUACGUGACAGCUUUAUGCGCAACUGCAACUCAGGUUCCUCCUGCGUCGACCCAGCCGCCCACAUCACAGCCGCCUCAUUCAUCAGCGGCACCGCCUGCUACAUCCCCGCCUCCUCCUCAGACAACUUCACAGCCGCCUCCACCGCCAGCAACGACCGACAAGACCAGUAUUGCAGAAACUUCUUCGUCUCAACCCAGCAAGUCGGACACUCCCGAUACACCGAGCAAGCCUGUCUCCGAAGCUGCACAAGCUACCCAACUUCAAAGUAUCACACCCACCACUAUGUCUACAUCAACUAAGCCAAACUUGACCAAAGCAGCAACGUCUAGUGUUUCUGGGACACAGCCUUCACAAUCAGGCUCCGCCUCAAAUGCAGAUGCAGAUAAGGUGACUGGCGACGCUGAUGGUCUAUCUGUGCCUGCAAAGGUUGGCAUUGGCGUUGGAGCGGGCGCUGGUAUUCUUGCCAUCGUUCUCGCACUUUACUUGCUUGUGAGACGGCCGAGAAACCGAACUCACUCCAUGCAAAUUUCUGGCCCCAUGCCUGGUUCUGGCAGAGACUAUUCUGCUGGUAUCGUAGGCAUGACAGGUAAAAACUAUUCAGAGCUAGAGAUGCGGUCACGGAGAUAUGAGGACAUGGUUCCGCGCCAGUCACCAAGGCGCAUGUUCUAA